AUGAUUGUUCAUUGUCUCCCAGAAGAGCCUCCUUAUCUUGCUGUCAAAGAAAAAUUUUCUGGCUUUUAUCUUCCUGGAGACAUUCCAAACUACCACAAAUACAGGUAUUAUUAUGGUCAAUGGUACCUAGAUUAUGCUUUCUUAACCAAUUACCUUGUCAGGAUUGAAAAAGCUUAUUAUCAACGUUUGCACAUUUCAUUCCCUGAUUAUUAUUAUAACAAUCCAGUAGGGAAUAAUCCUCUUCAAGGUCAUCAGUCCGAAAGUUCUUCUUCUUCUUCUUUAGGGGGAAAUCAAGCAGAAAAUAGGGAACAACAACAGGACGACAGUUCACUUAUGGAGAUAUCAAAUCCAAAUCACCUCCAACUCCGAUUGUUAUCGAAAUCUCAUCUGAUGAGGAGGAAGAGGGGGACUUUGUACAAGAGAAGCAAAAUGGCAGGGGGAAAUACUUCUGGCAAUGAUGGAAAUGAUUUGAGUGAAGUAAUGAGACAGUUGGCGGUUGUAGCCCAACAAUUGGCCAGGAAUGUGGAUGCACAGGGUGAACUUUUUAAUAAGGUGGCUCAAAGUAAGCCACCAACCUAUCAAGGAGAACCUUACCAUACCAUAUUAGAAAAUUGGUUAAGGGAGUUUGAGAAACUGUUUGAGGCAGUUGGGUGCCUUGAAAAUUCUAAGGUAGGUUGUGCUACUUAUUACCUGAGAGGUGAAGCUGAUCUUUGGUGGCAGCAAAAUGAGAGAACUAUUAGAGCUCUACCGGGAUUCAAUUGGACUAGGUUCCAAGAAAAUGUGAGAGACAAGUUUUACCCUAGCUUCUUACAUAAGCAAAAGGCUGAGGAGUUCUCAAACCUCAGAAUGGAGGAAAUGUCAGUGACAAAGUCCAUCUCUACAGAGAAGGCAAAAUCUAGGAAGUUUGAGAGUGGUUUGACUAAUGAUUUACAGCUGAAGUUGUGUGGACAAGUGUUUGAAACCUUGGAUGAAGUGUAUGGUAGAGUUGCACACUUGUAUGCUCUCGAGCUGAAGAAAAAGAAGGAAUUAACUGAUGUGGAAGUAAAAGAAAAGAGGAAAGAGGUGGGGAUGAACUCGGGGAACCAACAGGGUAACCAGAACAAUUUCAAGAAGCAGAAAUACCACCAUAACAACAACAACUUCCACAACAACAACAACAACAAUUCUCAAGGUAACAAUUGUCAAAGAGGACGUAACUUCAAUGGAGGGGCUAGAAACAAUGACCAAGGGAAUAACAGAAAUGAGAGGCGUUAUUUUUGCAAAAGGUGCAAGAAUAACCAUCCUGGAAGGGACUGUGAUGGAAAUUUGGUGUUUGUCGUGCUUGUAACAAGAGGGACCCAAAGGAACUUUCAGGGAAACAACAAUAACUUCAAUGGAAGUAAGGGAGCGCAACAGAAUGGAGAAAAGAACAACAAUAACAGCAACAAUGGGAACAAUCAGCAGAAAAGUGGAGUUGCAGGACAAUUGAAUGUGUUAAGUAGGCAUGAGAUUGAUUCCACGAAAGAUGUCAUCACUGGUACUUUUUCUAUUCACUCUAUUCCUGUUAAAGUUUUAUUUGUUUCUGGUGCAACUUUUUCUUUCAUUUCAAAAAGAAUUGUUUCGAAACUUAAAGACUCUUUGAAAACAGUAGAAGUAGUAGAUUUACCAAUAACCAUUCAACGGGUGGGGUAG
Molecule: messenger RNA, 1671 nt
Organism: Chenopodium quinoa (quinoa)
Lineage: Eukaryota; Viridiplantae; Streptophyta; Magnoliopsida; Caryophyllales; Amaranthaceae
Exons: 4
Coding region: 1-1671 (556 amino acids)
Source: RefSeq, a predicted model, not a curated record